Messenger RNA from Phragmites australis (common reed), 781 nucleotides. RefSeq lists its product as uncharacterized. Lineage: Eukaryota; Viridiplantae; Streptophyta; Magnoliopsida; Poales; Poaceae. Bases 91 to 717 code for a protein of 208 amino acids. The transcript has a single exon. The record is from RefSeq and is a predicted model, not a curated record.
GACUGAACUACGAUGUCGUGCCAGAAACACGGCCUUUCCUCUCAUCCCCGGACACAGAUCGCAGCUCGCUCCUGAAAGCUUACGACGUGCAUGCAUGCCGCCAUGGCAGAAGACGACAAGAGGAAGCAGCACAAAAAGCCGGACAAGGAGGCGCGCUUCGGACUCUGCACCGACGUGAAGGGCCUCCGGUUCGGCGGGCAGCUGGCGGCCAGGUCGUACACGGCGCGGCGAGCGGCGCCGCUGGAGCUGCUGCGCCUGCUGGGCAUCCACCCGUCGUACGCGUCCGAGUGCGCGCACCUGCCGUUCCCGUCCACGACAGCCUACGUGCCCACGGGGUUCACCGUGCUGGCGCACCAGGCGUGGCGCACGCUCACGCUCGGCCUCGGCACCGACCGGUCCAAGGCCGUGCUGUUCGUGUUCGAGUCGGAGACCAUGAAGUCGGCCGUGGUCGACCGGCUAUGGCCGGCCGUGAUCCCUCUCGGGGCCGUGAACGGGAAGCUCAUCCGCGGGCUCACCGGCAGCGAGAUGGCGCGGUUCAAGUUCCGGAAGGGGUGCCUCACCAUCUACGUCUACGCCGUGCGCCGGCUCGGCGCGGCGGGGUUCAUGCGCGCCAGCGACCUCGGGCGGAUACUGCAGGCAGUGGUGGAGCUCAAGGAUUUCAUGGAUCACACCGCCAUGCUGGCGAUGCCGACGAACCACAGGAGCCUCACUUUCUGAAGGAACGGUGCAUGAGCCGUCUCAUUCGUGAGGCUUUACAUGACGGAGUUCGUCAUCGGGAAGC